GUUCCUGGAGAUCACCGAGCCUUACUUCGUGCCAGUUGGCAAGGAGGCCGCCGGCGGUUUCGGGCCGCUGCUGCUGGCAAUGAUCCUGGGCGUGGGGGGCGUCGCCUUCUUGUCCUUCCUGGGGGCGCUGAAGGCCGUCGCGGCCGUGCCCUUCUUGGCGGAGCUUGUGCCCAAGCCGGGCCCCGAGGCGAAGUUCGCCGAGCUCGCGCAGCCGUUCAGCCUCGCGCUGGCCUCCACGGGCGUGGGCGUGGCGGGGGCGGCGUUCUUCUCGCGGCGCAGCGACCUGGAGGGGCGCUGGACGCAGUGGGUCUUCCUGGCCCUCCUCGUGUUCCUGCUGCUCUUCGUUACCGGCAUCAACGUGGUCAUCAGCUACGUGUUCCGCUCGAUCGACAACCUGCUCGUUGCGAAGGACGAGGCGGGCUUCUACCAGCAGAUGCAGCUCUUCAUCGCCGUGCUGGUCGUCGCGCUGCCCACCAUCGCCGGCUACCGGUUCACCAGGCAGACGCUCGCGAACAGGUGGCGCGAGUUCCUGACGACGCUCAUGUUGGAUCGCUACUUUGCAGCCCGCACAUACUACAUGCUGGACUCCAACUCAACGGAGACCAACAUCGACAACCCAGACCAGCGCAUAUCAGAGGACGUCGACUCGUUCACAGCGGAGACGCUGGGAUUCCUCCUGGACAUCCUGGGCUCCCUGUCGAACCUGAUCUCUUUCUCCGCGAUUCUGUGGGCGACAUCGGAGCAGUUGACCUACGCGCUGAUCGCCUACGCGCUGGUAGGGACGUUCAUCGCGCUUGCAGUAGGCGGCGAGCUCAUCUCCAUCAACUACCGGCAGCUUCGUCUGCAGGCCGAUUUUAGGUACUCACUGGUGCACGUGAGGGAUAACGCAGAGGCCAUCGCGUUCUAUCAGGGCGAGGCGCGCGAGCGAGGGGGCGUCGUCGAGAAGCUGACCGCGGCAGUUCGCAAUUUCGACCGCGUUAUCCAGUGGAACACGGGGCUCACGCUCUACCAGAAGACUUUCUUCUACGUUGCCCGGCUGGUGCCCUACUUCGUCGCCGGGGGGCUGUAUUUUGCUGGCAAGGUGGAUUUUGGCACCUUUGGCCAAGUGUCUUUCGCGUUCUCCAUGGUGCUCAGCUCGGUCACACUGAUUGUGUCCCGCAUCCAGGAUAUCAGCCGCUUCUCCGCGGGUGUCAACCGGCUCGGCACCUUCUACGAGGCGAUCAUGACGGAAGAGAGCGAGCUGCCCACCGCCCAGUCGCACACCCACGGGCACAUCACCACGGUGGCCGAGUCUGGCCCGGGCGCCGGGCAGAUCAAGCUGGACGGCGUUACGCUGGAGACUCCGACGGGCAGGACCCUGGUGCGCGACGUCAGCCUGCUGCUCGGCGUGGCCGAGAGCUCCCCGCUCGGCGGCAUGGGCGCCGUGGACCUGCCCAGCCGGCUGCUGGUGGUCGGGAGCAGCGGCGUCGGCAAGAGCAGCAUCCUCAGGGCGAUCGCCGGGCUCUGGACGCAGGGCGCGGGCAGCAUCCGGCGGCCCGAGAUCGGGCAGAUGCUCUUCCUGCCGCAGAAGCCCUACAUGCCGCUCGGCGAUCUCCGCCUGCAGCUGCUGUAUCCCUCUGACGUCGGCCAAGCGACAGUCCCCGACGAGGAUCUGGUGGAGGUGCUCUCAAAGUUCGGGCUGGGCGACCUCCCCGAGCGUUUCGAGGGCGGCUUCGGCUCCGUGCAGGACUGGACGCGCGUGCUGUCGCUGGGCGAGCAGCAGCGGGUGGCGGCGGCACGCUGCCUGCUCGCAGAGCCGAGGGUGGCCGUGCUCGACGAGGCCACGUCAGCGCUGCCGGUGCCGGCCGAGCAGAACCUGUACUGCCGCCUGCAGGAGCGCGGCAUCAGCUACGUCUCCGUCGGCCACAGGGCCAGCCUGCUGGAGCACCACGACAUGGUCCUGGAGCUGACGGGCAACGGCGGCUGGCGCCUGAUGAGCCCACGAGAUUACCAGGCGGCCCUCAACGCCGUGGCAGACGCGCAGCCCGUG
Prorocentrum cordatum is the source of this 2029-nucleotide messenger RNA. The record is from the annotation of a GenBank genome assembly. Lineage: Eukaryota; Dinophyceae; Prorocentrales; Prorocentraceae.